GUAGGCAGCGCGGCGCUCCCAGUGCCCCGCGCCGCAUUGCCAUGGCUGCUGGUGGCGGCGUCGCCCCCGCGGGCGAGGGCCUGCGCUACGCGGAGUACUUGCCGCCCCCCACCAAGCGGUCGGACGCCGACAUUGACCCGGGACUGGCAAGAAGUUUGAUAGCUGUGGGGCUGGGUAUUGCAGCUCUUGGAUUUGCAGGUCGCUACGCAUUUCAAAUCUGGAAACCUCUAGGACAAAUAAUCACAGAAACUGCAAAGAAGAUUUCAACUCCUAGCUUUUCAUCCUACUAUAAAGGAGGAUUUGAACAGAAAAUGAGUAGGCGAGAAGCGAGUCUUAUUUUGGGUGUAAGCCCAUCUGCUGGCAAGGCCAAGAUUAGAGCAGCUCACAGGAGAAUCAUGAUUUUGAAUCACCCAGAUAAAGGUGGAUCUCCUUACUUAGCAACCAAAAUUAAUGAAGCAAAAGACUUGCUAGAAGCAACCACCAAACACUGAUCGAUGCUCAGGGACCACUCUGAAGGACAAAAAGGAGGACCUUAUAAAAAAAUGUCCUGCAAGUUAAUCUAAACCAUGGCCUUCAUAAUUUUCAUAUAUGUACUGACCACAGUCAUUUCUUCCAUUACUAAGCUAUACAGUAAUAAAAGAUGAACAGU
Molecule: messenger RNA, 649 nt
Organism: Hippopotamus amphibius kiboko
Lineage: Eukaryota; Metazoa; Chordata; Mammalia; Artiodactyla; Hippopotamidae
Gene: DNAJC15
Product: DnaJ heat shock protein family (Hsp40) member C15
Exons: 6
Coding region: 42-491 (149 amino acids)
Biological process (GO): protein import into mitochondrial matrix
Cellular component (GO): PAM complex, Tim23 associated import motor
Molecular function (GO): ATPase activator activity
Source: RefSeq, a predicted model, not a curated record